UCUACCGCCACCCCGCCCCCUCCAACGGCUCCAACGGCCCUGGAGACACCGCUGGCGCCAUGACGGCCGCCGCCUCCGCCUCCGCCGCUGCCGCCAUGUCCCUGAUCAGGCAGCACUACAACCACACGGGCCGCCUUCAGAACAGGUCCCUCCUGAGGAACCAGAGCCAGGUGAGCGUCACCGCCGUGGUGUCCCUGAUCGUCAGCCUGCUCAUCGUGCUGGAGAACCUUCUGGUCCUCGUCGCCGUGUUCUCGCGCAUCCGCCACAGCCGCCGCUGGGUCUACGUGUGCAUCGCCAACAUCACCUUCAGCGACCUUCUCACCGGCGUCGCCUACGUGGUCAACAUCAGCCUGUCGGGCAGGCGCACGUUCACGCUCAGCCCGCAGCUCUGGCUGUUCAGGGAGGGGAUGCUGUUCGUGGCCCUGGCCGCGUCCAUCUUCAGCCUGCUGCUCAUCGCCUUCGAGCGUUACACCACCAUGAUGGCGCCGCUGCACCAGAAGUCCGCCACCAAGACCUACCGCAUCUACAUGCUGGUGGUGCUCUGCUGGGUGCUGGCGCUCGCCAUCGGCUUCCUGCCGCUGCUGGGGUGGAACUGCGUGUGCGACCUGGACGCGUGCUCCACGCUGCUCCCGCUGUACUCGAAGAGCUACAUCCUGUUCGCCCUCCUCAUCUUCCUGCUCAUCCUCCUGGCCAUCGGCGUGCUCUAUGGCGCCAUCUACUGUCACGUGCAUAGCAACGCACACCUGGGCUCGCAGCGCAGUCACCAGCGCUCCCUGGGGCUGCUCAAGACGGUCGUGUCCAUCGUGGGCGUGUUCGUGGUGUGCUGGGGGCCUCUGUUUGUGUUGCUGUUGGUGGAUUUCUUCUGCGUCUCCCGCCAAUGUAUGCUUUUGUCAGGGGCCGACUGGUUCAUUUGCCUUGCUGUGCUAAACUCUGCGCUGAACCCUAUCAUCUAUACCCUGGGGAGCAACGAAUUGAGGAAAGCUAUCGCCGGGCUGCUGUUCUGCUGCUGCGUGAGGGCUGGCCUGUGUCGACCGACUACCUUCACCUCCAAGGAGACCAGCAGCACCUCGGAGAGCAGGAGGGACAGUCUGAGGAACAGUUUUAGUAAGGUCCGCAAUCUCAGUGUAGCAUCACCCCCGUCCACGCCCCGCAAGAAUCAAAAGGGCUCAGGCAGAAAGAACAGGCUGAGCUCAACCACCACCUGUCUUUCAGUUUCAAGUAACUAGGGGUGCGCCCAACCCCCAUUUGAAUUCAGGGUUCCUGUUACAACGUUUGAAGAGAUAGGCCUACUCACAUGUUGGUUUAUCUGGCUUUGAAGUUUGUUUCAAACAACCGUUUUUACAACGGAUAUCUGCAGGCCAACUUUUGUUUUGAGUUCGCUAACUUGUUUUUGUACAGAAUAGUAUAGCUUGUAGAGGAUUUCUAACAGUAACAUUGCAAUGUAAUUAUGUAAGUAUAGGCUACUGUGUAAUAAUGUAAUGCAGUGUUUUAAAUCCUUGAAGCAUUAAAAUAUGGAUUUUCAUGUAUAAUUGUAAAAUACAAAUAAACGCACAACAAAAAAAAGUACAAUAAAGUCGAAAUUAAACCUUCAUCAUUCUUUGACUCAGUGUUGCAAUAUUGCUAUUUAACAAAUUACGCAACUAAAGUCUUUGCAACACCGGCCAUUUGUAUAUCGUCUCCAGUAGGCUCUGGGCCAUAUUAUCUUUGGUAAUAAAUAUAAUUUAGUCAAUCUGAUUGACUAAUAUAUUGUCAAUAUGAGUUCAAUUGAUUACAAACUACUUGUCACCUGUAGAGGGAGACAUUUCACGGAGCUUCAAUCCAAACAUUAUUGACUCACUCAGCGAAAGUUGGAGGGCGGAAAUGAGACGUGCAAAGGUGCUUUA
Gadus chalcogrammus (walleye pollock) is the source of this 1883-nucleotide messenger RNA. It is a transcript of the gene s1pr4, whose product is annotated as sphingosine-1-phosphate receptor 4. Gene Ontology annotation, molecular function: sphingosine-1-phosphate receptor activity. The record is from RefSeq and is a predicted model, not a curated record. NCBI's taxonomy places the organism in Eukaryota, Metazoa, Chordata, Actinopteri, Gadiformes, Gadidae. Gene Ontology annotation, biological process: G protein-coupled receptor signaling pathway. The transcript has a single exon. The coding region runs from base 60 to 1226 and encodes 388 amino acids. Gene Ontology annotation, cellular component: membrane.